Molecule: messenger RNA, 1292 nt
Organism: Manihot esculenta (cassava)
Lineage: Eukaryota; Viridiplantae; Streptophyta; Magnoliopsida; Malpighiales; Euphorbiaceae
Product: coiled-coil domain-containing protein 25
Exons: 6
Coding region: 243-923 (226 amino acids)
Source: RefSeq, a predicted model, not a curated record
GAACGUAGCUCAUAGAAUGUUGUCGUGAGCGCUCCGAAUUCCAAAAGUGUUGUCGUUUUGACGGAGACGGUCGGCUGUAGCUCGACCGAACAGCCUCUGGAUUACGCUUAGGGUUGUCCAAUUCGGCUUUACUUCGACUCUUGAAAAGAGAAAAUCCAACGAAACAGCAAACAGAGAUUGUGAAUAUUGAUUUUGAAGAGGAAUCAGAGGAAGAAGAGGUAUAGAAGGUGAAGAAAUUCAAAAUGGUUUUCUAUUUCAAAGCCCGUCCAGAAGUAGGAGAUUACACCAUUUUUAUGGGUCUUGACAAGUACGAGAACGAGGAGCUUAUCAAAUACGGUUUCCCUGAAGAUAUUUGGUUCCAUGUGGACAAAAUGUCUUCUGCUCAUGUUUAUCUACGAUUGCGCAAAGGACAGACUAUUGACGAUAUAACUGAAGGUUUACUGGAGGACUGUGCUCAGCUUGUCAAGGCAAAUUCAAUUCAAGGCAAAAUUUCGAAAUUUUUUUAUCAUUUUUAUGGCAACAAGGUGAAUAAUAUCGAGGUUGUUUACACUCCUUGGUCCAAUUUAAAGAAAACUGCUUCCAUGGAUGUUGGCCAAGUCAGCUUCCACAAUCCAAAGAUGGUUCGAACUGUGAGAGUGGAGAAGCGGAUAAAUGAGGUAGUUAAUAGAUUGAAUAAAACAAAAGUGGAAAGAAACACUGAUUUGAAAGCUGAGAAGGAAGCAGUCAAUGCAGCAGAAAGAGCAGAGAGAAAACUUCAACUAAGGGAUAAAAAACGACAGGAGGAAAUGGAAAGGCUUGAGAAGGAGAGACAAGCAGAGAUAAGGAGCUACAAAGGUUUGAUGGUUUCCGAAAAGAUGACAUCUAAUAAGCAGAUUGCAGCUGACAACAAGUCCUUACAGGAACUGGAAGAUGACUUCAUGUAAGCACAGUUUUAUUUAACUGUUAAUACCAAGCUUGCUGCCUCUCAAGACAAGAAGUUUCCCUCCUCCAAAUAAAUCGCCUCAGUUUCAUGCAUGUUCAUUCUAUGAUAUUGUUAAGGAAAGAUCCGAAAGAUAUGUCGAACACCGAGCAUUAGGCAGAGGAUGAGGUAGAGGGAUUAACUUUCUUUAUAGUGACCUUAAAUUGUAAUUGGGUGAUGAUGAUGAAGAAAAUUGUAAUUGCAUGAUGAUGAUAAAGAUGAUCAAGACUUGCAUUGAUGAUUAUGUGAUCAUUGUUUUUGGCGGAAAUAACCUUUUUACCUAAUGUUUAUACAUAUUUGCAUUUUAAUUCAAAUCUUUUAAUUUUAAUUUAAU